CUUCCAGGAGGGUGGAAUCAACCUUUUCUCACAUUAAGUCCACCAACAUCCACAACCAAACUACUGAAUGGAGAAGGUCAUUCCUUCAUGUCAACAACAACAUCCUGUUUAGAAUCAUUUAGGAGUUGAAUUACUUACGCGGUGAUCUGUGAUGCAUUUUGGUUCAGCAAGCUUCACUGAGCUUAAGAAAGUAUUCAGACCAAAGCAUGCGGUACAGGAAUACCACUUAGGGGUGGAGUUCUCCAUCAAAACCGAAAGAGUCAGCUGUGUUGCUUCCAGUCUCUAUCAGGAAGCAAGAUGGGCAUCCACUACUCCAUCCCCAAAGGUGACCCCCUUCGAAUCGUGCUGAUCGGGAGGACCGGUGUUGGGAAGAGCGCUGUUGGUAACACCAUCGUGGGUAAAAAAGUCUUCCUGUCUUCAACGAGUGCACAGUCGCUGACGAAGUACUGCGAGAAAGAACGCGUCAACUGUCGGAGAAAGGUUCACGUUGCCGACACGCCGGGGAUUCUGGACACUUCAAAAGAUGCUGAGAAUAUAAAGACAGAGAUUAAAAAAUGCAUCCAGGUGACCUCCCCCGGCCCCCACGUCUUCCUGCUCGUGAUGCAGAUCGGCAGGUUUACUGACGUAGAAGCCAAGUGUGUGGAAGCGCUGGAGAAAAUCUUUGGUGAAGCGUUGUACCGCUACAUGAUGGUCCUGUUCACGCGGGGCGACGAGCUUCAGGGAAGAAACAUAACACAAUACGUGCAAAACAGCCACCCACAACUUCGAGAUGUGCUGAACAAAUGCGGGAACCGCUACCACGUCUUCAACAAUAAGAAAAGAAGGAACAGAUCUCAGGUGGUACGUCUGAUUAAGAAGAUAGACGACAUGGUGGGCGCAAACGGCGGUCAGUACUUUGGGGAGGAAAUGCUGAAGUCAUCCAAGAAGACUGAAUCCUGAGAGAAAUGAUUGACAGCGGGACUGUUGUUGUCAAUCCCUCCUGGUCUCGUCCUUCCGUCCAUCAUCAGUGAUCGUUACGGUAAUGGUUGCUAUUUGCGGGCAUUGCAAGCUACUGGUUGAUGGUGCAAUACCUCUGCUCUACAGCACUGCGGAAAGGCAAUAUUGACAGUCAUGGAAAAAAAUGAUCAGACGAAAGCCUGCUACAAGUAAAGGUACAUUUGUUUGCAGAGUCAGUUCCAAGUUCAAGUCCAGUCCAAAGUCAUCAAUAUUGGACUGGAGCCAUGAGUCAUGACACUUGGACUCCAGUCGUGAUGAUAUCAGUCCCUCCAAAUGUACCUUCAUUUGUAGCAGCCAUUAAAAUCAACAAGAAACUGUACAAACAAGAAUGGUCCAAUCAUUUUUUUUUCCAUGACUGAUUCCUGAACGCACCGUACUUGGCUUCACUUUAACGCCGAUCCCAUCUUAUAUCGUCAUGCGUUCGCGGUGAGUACUUAAACUGUGUUCAAGUAUGAGUGGACAAUGGCAACUGAAAAGAGAGGGUUCCCAAGCGGAAUGAUCACGUUUUUACGUUUGUUCUGGCGUCCUGGAUGUCAUACAGUAACCUCGGUGAAACGUGGGAACUGCUGUACUGGACCAAAGUAUUUGGUUUCAUCAUUAAACACUUUAAACCUGAUUGUUGUGGUUUCUAGUCAGGCUGCAAUCGAAAUAAA
Doryrhamphus excisus (bluestripe pipefish) is the source of this 1649-nucleotide messenger RNA. RefSeq names its product GTPase IMAP family member 7-like. The record is from RefSeq and is a predicted model, not a curated record. NCBI's taxonomy places the organism in Eukaryota, Metazoa, Chordata, Actinopteri, Syngnathiformes, Syngnathidae. Gene Ontology annotation, molecular function: GTP binding.